Messenger RNA from Cetraspora pellucida, 164 nucleotides. The record is from the annotation of a GenBank genome assembly. Lineage: Eukaryota; Fungi; Glomeromycota; Glomeromycetes; Diversisporales; Gigasporaceae.
GAAUAAAUUCAAAUAAAAUAAUCAUACCUGUUCUUGUUAUAUCUAAAGCUGAUGAUGGUUCGGAUACUGAUGAAAAAACUAGUGAUGAUAUUAGUGACUACUUUGUUGAUGCUGAAGAAUGGACUCGUAAUUUUUUUAAUUUGGACAUUUUUUUAUUUCAUUAA